GCGCGGCUGUGCUAGUUGAGACUCGCUAUUUGAAUUCGCUCUUGCAAUGCUUCAGAGAACGGGCAUCCCUUCCGUGGAAGCGGAAAGACAUAUAUGCUGUAAAUAAAACAGGUCAUUAAAAUUGAAGGGAAACACGAAAGAGUGAAACCGGAGCUUGCGAUUUUGCACCGCAUUCACCUCCGUCGUUCCUCCUUAAAAUGAAAGGAUAUUCAUUUUCAAAAGAAUGGAUUGAGACUGCUGUAUAGUAUUUAUAUUUGUACGUAUAUAUUUUUGUAUCGUUGUAAUACUGUUACGUUGCAUUCAUUUAUUUUCUACGUGGGGAACAUUCGGCUUGAAGGCGCCAGAAGACCAAAUUUAUAUUUUCUACGCUAACGCAGACAGGAGAGGAGGGGGUAAGCACCGCUGAAGCCGUGGUCUCCGGGUAGAGCCGAAUGCAUGGAUUCAAAGCUUACAGCAAUCACUGACGCUUCGAUCUCAGAUUGCCCUCCUCGUCGCUGACAGCUGGGAGAACAGUCUAUCCAACAGGCGGAAAAGAGCAGCCGUCCAAGAGGCCAGCAAGAGAGGAGCGAAGAGAGCCAUCACUUCGCCGGCUUGAUCGAUCCACCGGCACUGAACAGGCGCUGGGAUCUGCUUUGGUGUGCAGGAGGAGAGGCGAUCGCCCCAGGGGUAUUCUUUCAUCGAGAGGGGGAAUACACCUUGGACAAAAAGACGAGGAGGCGGGUAUUACUGACAAAAUACAUUUGAAGUGUCCAAUUAGGAAUUUCCAAUUGAGAGAGGGAGAGGGAAGAGAGAGAGACGGAUCAAGAGAGAGGCAGUGGAAUAUUCCGCUUCUCCUCCGACAACACCCCCAGUCUUGGAAAAAAAAAUAAAAAAUAAAAACAAUAUACACAAAUCAAGGUGGUGCGCGUUGUGGGGGGGGGACCUUGGACAGCCCCGUGCUGGAUCCCAGAGUGACGGACAGAGCGGUCAGGACUCUCUGAGCAGAAGAAGGGGGGGUGCAUGGAGCUUUCAAGGCUGGUGAAGCCGGGGACAACCGCCUUCCUCCGGCUGGGCCUGGUCGCCGCGGCGACCGCCUUCCUGUGCGCCGAGGCCCGGACGACCCCGAGCCCCGUCCCGGUGUCCCAGAAUGCAACCUGCGAGGGGUCGUCGGCCUGCAGGCCGGGCAUCGUCCUGCCCAUCUGGUACCCCGAGGACCCCUCCAUGGGCGACAAGAUCGCCCGGGUCAUCGUGUACUUCGUGGCCAUGAUAUACAUGUUCCUGGGCGUGUCGAUCAUCGCCGACCGCUUCAUGGCGGCCAUCGAGGUCAUCACCUCGCAGGAGAAGGAGAUCAUCAUCAAGCGGUCGAACGGCGAGACCACCACCACCACCAUCCGCGUGUGGAACGAGACCGUGUCCAACCUGACGCUCAUGGCGCUGGGCUCGUCCGCCCCGGAGAUCAUGCUCUCGGUCAUCGAGGUCUGCGGGCACGGCUUCCACGCCGGGGAGCUGGGCCCCUCCACCAUCGUGGGCAGCGCGGCCUUCAACAUGUUCGUGAUCAUCGGCCUGUGCGUGUCCGUCAUCCCCGACGGCGAGGUGCGGAAGGUGAAGCACCUGCGCGUCUUCUUCGUCACGGCGGCCUGGAGCAUCUUCGCCUACAUCUGGCUCUACAUGAUCCUGGCGGUGUACUCGCCCAACGAGGUGCAGGUGUGGGAGGGCCUCCUCACGCUGGCCUUCUUCCCCAUCUGCGUGGUGCUGGCCUGGGUGGCCGACCGCCGCCUGCUCUUCUACAAGUUCAUGCGGAGGAAGUACCGCACGGACAAGCACCGCGGCGUGAUCAUCGAGACCGAGGCCGACCGCUCCAAGGGCAUCGAGAUGGACGGCAAGAUGGUGAACUCGCACUUCGUGGACGGCGCCGCCAGCAACCUGAUGGGCCUGAUGGAGGGCAAGGAGGUGGACGAGUCGCGCCGGGACAUGAUCCGCAUCCUGAAGGACCUGAAGCAGAAGCACCCGGAGAAGGAGCUGGACCAGCUGGUGGAGAUGGCCAACUACUACGCCCUGUCGCACCAGCAGAAGAGCCGGGCCUUCUACCGCAUCCAGGCCACGCGCAUGAUGACGGGCGCCGGCAACAUCCUGAAGAAGCACGUGGCGGAGCAGGCCAAGCGGAGCGCCAGCGUGCAGGAGGUGCGCAUCGAGGAGCCGGAGGAGUUCGUCUCCAAGGUCGUCUUCGAGCCCUGCGCCUACCAGUGCCUGGAGAACUGCGGCGCCGUGCUGCUGACCAUCGCCCGCAAGGGCGGCGACGUCUCCAAGACGGUGUACGUGGAUUACAAGACGGAGGACGGCUCGGCCAACGCCGGCGCCGACUACGAGUUCACGGAGGGCACGGCGGUGUUCAAGCCCGGCGAGCAGCAGAAGGACAUCGCCGUGGGCAUCAUCGACGACGACAUCUUCGAGGAGGACGAGCACUUCUUCGUGCGGAUCAGCAACGUGCGCGUGCUGGAGACCGACGACCUGCUGACCCCCAACAGCCUGUCCUACCCCAAGGCCCUGCUGGGCUUCCCCUCCGUGGCCACGGUGACCAUCCUGGACGACGACCACGCCGGGAUCUUCACCUUCGAGAGCGAGUCGGUGCACGUGAGCGAGAGCAUCGGCGUCAUGGAGGUGAAGGUCCUGAGGACUUCUGGAGCGCGCGGGACGGUCAUCGUGCCCUACCGCACCCUGGAGGGUCUGGCCAAGGGCGGCGGGGAGGACUUCGACGACACCUUCGGGGAGCUGGAGUUCAAAAACGACGAGACCUGCAAAACGGUGCAGGUGAAGAUCGUGGACGACGAGGAGUACGAGAAGAACAAGAACUUCUUCCUGGAGCUGGCCGAGCCGCGCAUGGUGGACAUGAGCCUGCAGAAAGCUCUGUUGUUAGCAGAAGACGUGCCAGACAGGAAGUUAACGGUGGAGGAGGAGGAAGCUAAGAGGAUUGCAGAGAUGGGCAAACCAGUGCUGGGAGAGCACUCCAAACUGGAGGUCAUCAUCGAGGAGUCCUACGAGUUCAAGAACACAGUGGACAAGCUCAUCAAGAAGACCAACCUGGCUCUGGUGGUGGGCACCAACUCCUGGAGGGAGCAGUUCAUGGAGGCCAUUACAGUCAGUGCAGGAGACGAGGAUGAGGAGGACUCGGGGGAAGAACGUCUGCCCUCCUGCUUCGACUACGUCAUGCACUUCCUGACGGUGUUCUGGAAGGUCCUGUUCGCCUGCGUGCCGCCCACCGAGUACUGGAGCGGCUGGGCCUGCUUCACUGUGUCCAUCAUCAUCAUCGGCCUCCUGACGGCCGUCAUCGGCGACCUGGCCUCCCACUUCGGCUGCACCAUCGGCCUGAAGGACUCUGUCACCGCCGUGGUGUUCGUGGCCCUCGGCACCUCGGUCCCCGACACGUUCGCCAGCAAGGUGGCGGCGGUGCAGGACACGUACGCGGACGCCUCCAUCGGCAACGUGACGGGCAGCAACGCGGUGAACGUGUUCCUGGGCAUCGGCGUGGCGUGGUCGGUGGCCGCCAUCUACUGGCAGAUGCAGGGCAAGCCGUUCGUGGUGCCGGCCGGCUCCCUGGCCUUCUCCGUCACCCUCUUCACCAUCUUCGCCUUCCUGGCGGUGUCGGUGCUGCUGUACCGCCGGCGGGCCCACAUCGGCGGGGAGCUGGGCGGGCCCCGCGGACACAGACUGGCCACCAGCGCCUUCCUGUUCAGCCUCUGGCUGCUCUACAUCCUCUUCUCCGGCCUGGAGGCCUAUUGUCAUAUACAGGGCUUCUAGAGGCGUCCACAGACACAAAACACCAGUCCCAAGGUUCAAAGUACAACACAAGAUAUACAGCGAAAAAAAGGGUAGAUUUUUUUCAUUGUGGAAUUU
This is a messenger RNA of Conger conger (European conger), 3870 nucleotides long. It is a transcript of the gene slc8a3, whose product is annotated as solute carrier family 8 member 3. Gene Ontology annotation, cellular component: axon; sarcolemma; postsynapse. The record is from RefSeq and is a predicted model, not a curated record. Gene Ontology annotation, biological process: calcium ion import across plasma membrane; sodium ion transmembrane transport; cell communication. Gene Ontology annotation, molecular function: calcium:sodium antiporter activity. Bases 1000 to 3774 code for a protein of 924 amino acids. NCBI's taxonomy places the organism in Eukaryota, Metazoa, Chordata, Actinopteri, Anguilliformes, Congridae. The transcript is spliced from 8 exons.